AUGGCUAUCAAGACAUGUCUUCUCAAGGCUGCCGUCCUUGGGAAAGCGCCCUUCACCUGGGCCCGCGAAAAAAACUUUCAUUUUGAGUAUUCUGGAAACAGGUGUCUUGCUGAUCCGCUAGUCCACCAUGGACAACAUUUUGGGAGGACAAUUCAUGCAUUAUGUAACAUCUGGGCAUUGCUUGCGAAUGGUAUCGCAAGGACGGGUGAAUUCCAUCAGCCAGAUGAAUAUUACAGUUCUGAGGAAAACCAAGAGUAUCUCAUCUAUCGCUCCCUUCUUCGCAUGAUCCCGGGUUUGGAGGACUGUUUGUUGCAAGGUGAUAAGGACAAUAUUGUAUCCAUGGCUGAAAUGAUACAACGAGGCUCUUCUAGUGCUAGAUCUGACGACACUAAAAGCCUCAAAGGCGCUGUCUUAGACUGGAUCACUCCAUGUCGAGAGUCACAUACCCCACCUCUCGCACGCAAUGUAAAAACAGACUGUGGAUUUCAUCAUGAUCAGACAGGUGCAUUGCUCUGUCCCGCUGGUCUUGACUGGUCUGAUCCCGAGGUCAGACUGAAGCUUAAAAAUGGUGAACUACUGAUUUCCGGUGAUCAGUGGCCAGUAUUCCUCUACCAAGACUAUGUAUACAAUCCAGAAGACCCGUGGAAUGGGCUAUCAAGAAGCCUGUUACUUGUUUUGGCGUAUAGACACAUUUUUACGUCGCCCAGUUCAGUCAAUCGGGAACCCAAAGCUACGCAAUCUGGAAACACCCGUAUCCAUGGUAUGACAAAAGUCACACCAGCAUCUAUUGCAUAUGUUGCGACUCAGAUUCUUCCUAACUACUCGUCUGCUUGGCGUCCGCCAUCCAAGAAUAGCGCGCUUGCUAAAAUAAAAGAAUGA
Messenger RNA from Serpula lacrymans var. lacrymans S7.9, 879 nucleotides. RefSeq lists its product as uncharacterized. The coding region runs from base 1 to 879 and encodes 292 amino acids. NCBI's taxonomy places the organism in Eukaryota, Fungi, Basidiomycota, Agaricomycetes, Boletales, Serpulaceae. The transcript is spliced from 7 exons. The record is from RefSeq and is a predicted model, not a curated record.